AUGCCGGCAGCCCUAGCGGUCGAAGUGGUGGUGCAUAGCAACCAUGCGGUGCCAGGCAUUGUGGCGUUGACCGCGUGCGGCAACAUUUUCGAAGGCUGGCAUUUCAGCUUCAAGCCCCGUGUAAGCCCUGAGUCGUUCAACCGUUCAGCCCGGCCGAGCGGGUUAGCCACCACCAACGUGCCACCUCGGAAACACCGGAUGUUGAAUGUCGCCAGCCGUCUGGGCUGUUCGGUGAAUUCCCUUGAGAAAACAUGUGGGAAAAUGAGCAUGAAGGGGGAGCUGUGCGGCCUCUUUUUGGGUCUUUCGCAGACCGUAUAUGCCAAUCCUGAAGCCCCAACGGUUGUCUCCAAGGCUGAGCCGACACAAACGUGCUUCCCUCCCUAUCUGGGAUACAGGUCCGACGGCAAGAAGUCGACUCCCCCGUGGGGCAAACGGACAUGCGAGUCCGACCCUGAUGACGUGCCCAAGACUGGUGUUACUCGGAAAUACGAAUGGACGAUUCAGAGGGCAGUGCUGGCACCGGAUGGAUUUGAACAGGAACUUCUCACUGUCAAUGGGCAGUUUCCCGGACCCCUUUUGGAGGCCAACUGGGGUGACAUGGUCGAGGUCACUAUCCACAACAACAUCACCGGCCCGGAAGAAGGCACGGCAAUGCACUGGCAUGGGAUUCAUCAGCAAGGCACUGGCCUCAUGGACGGAGUCAGCGGCAUCACUCAGUGCCCCAUUGUACCCGGCGGUAGCUUCACUUACCGGUGGAGGGCCAGCACGUACGGGUCGACGUGGUACCAUGGCCAUCACGCACUGCAGUAUGGCGGAGGGCUCUGGGGCCCCCUGAUCAUCUACGGCCCGUCUCAUGUCAAGUACGACUUCGACCUCGGGCCCGUCACGCUUUCCGACUACUACCACUACCCUUACGAGAAGGUCGCCCAGGAUGCCAUAUCGACCAGCACCGAUCCCAAUGUCUACGCCCCGAAGUCGAACAACCACCUAAUCAACGGGAUGAACAACUUCAACUGCUCCUUGGCGCCCGCGGACAAGACUUGCACUCCCGACGCCGAGCGCGCAUCCCUCAGGUUCAAGUCUGGCAAGGUUCACAAGCUCCGUCUGAUCAACACCAGUGUCGAAGCCAUGCAGAUCUUUUCCAUCGACGGCCACAAGAUCAUUGUCACCAUGGUGGACUUUGUCCCCGUUGAGCCUUAUGAGGUGGAAUAUGUCAUUCUCGGUGUCGGAAUGAGAGCCGAGGUCCUUGUCAAGGGCACCGGAGACCCCACGCAGUCGUAUUACAUGCGCACCAGAAUUCAGUGUUCGGCUACCAACGCCAACCAGACACUCGGCACAAUUUACUACGACGAGACGCCCGUCUCCGUCGUACCAGAGAUCAAGACCGUUGCCGCUCUGCCCAUACUCAACAGCACGGUUAGCUGUGGCGAUCCCGACCUUCUCAAGAAGAAGCCAAUCUACAAGAAGAGUGUCCCCAAGCCUGACAUGACUCUUCUCUACGACAUCACAUGGGGAGUGAACGCCAGCGGCAACCAUCAAUGGCUGAUGAACGGCGUGACCUUCUUGGCCGACUGGAGCCGCCCUCUGUACAUCGAGGCGGUCGACGGCAACGCCGAGUACCUCAAAGACCCCCAUCACAUCAUGGCAACGAUCCCCGACGACGUCCGUCACGUCCGCGUCAUCAUCAACAAUCACUUCUCAAUACACCCCAUGCACAUCCACGGCGGCGACUUCCAGAUCCUGAGCGAGUCUAGCGACUACUACAACGGCACAGGCACGAUCGAGUACCCAAAGAACCCGGCCCGCGCCGACACGGAGCUCCUCCGCCGCUACGGCCACCUCGUCGUGCAGUUCGAGGCCAAAAACCCGGGCGUCUGGAGCUUCCACUGCCACACCGCCUGGCACGCUAGCGUCGGGCUGUACAUCAACUUCCUCGUCAAGCCCAAGACCGUCGCCAAGGCCAAAAUCCCCGACGACGUCCGGGAGGUGUGCCGGGCCUGGGACGAGUACAAGAAGUUGAACGGCGCGAACGCCACGCCGUUUGACAGUGGACUCCGAUAA
Molecule: messenger RNA, 2061 nt
Organism: Colletotrichum destructivum
Lineage: Eukaryota; Fungi; Ascomycota; Sordariomycetes; Glomerellales; Glomerellaceae
Product: Putative multicopper oxidase, second cupredoxin domain, multicopper oxidase, copper-binding protein
Exons: 6
Coding region: 1-2061 (686 amino acids)
Molecular function (GO): oxidoreductase activity; copper ion binding
Source: RefSeq, a predicted model, not a curated record